UUCGAAAAAACAGAAUUGAGUAUCCGCGUAAUAACAUACUUUUGCAAAGAUAAAACUUGAUGGUCGCUGCAACGGUUCCAAAACCGACAAUGUUUUUUUUUUUCGUUGCAGCAAAAAACACAGAAAGUGCCCGUCACUGUUGUCAUCGCGUGACGUUUCUUAGUCGCAAGGACACGUGUCAAAAAAGGUUCAAAAUUUGAAGACAAAUGUGCUCUCCGAAUGUGUCUGCUAUUGUGUUAUGCAGGAGGGUCACAUACAAUAAACACACCAGACUGCAUCAAUACAAUGAACCAUCUGUCUGGUUUCGGACAUUAAACAUGGCGGGUUACGUAAAUGGCGGGUCCCGGACAAAGAAACUGUUACUUAACAUGACAGGACUUCACGCCCCCAGAAUGACAAAGCAUCCACUCACCCAGACUGCAGGAGACCUAUAUAAGGCUGCAUGUGCAAAGUUGAAAGUGUGUCAAACCAAGGACUCCUAACAAGUACCAAAAUGCAGAAAGCGCUAGCCCUUUGUCUCGUGAUAGCCAUCGGUGGAGCGGCCGCAAAUCAAGCUGGGAUCCAUGAUCAGAACUGGGGGAAAGGUGGCAUCAUUGACCACCAUCAAGGAGGUGGCAUCAUCGACCACCACCAAGGAGGUGGCAUCAUCGACCACCACCAAGGAGGUGGCAUCAUUGAUCACCAUGGGUCCAAGGGAGGUGCCAUCGGAGUUGGUUCCUCACAGGUUGAUCUCAACAUGAACGUCGGAGUUAGCGGACACGUAAAUGCUGGAUUCAGUGGUGGACUCAUCGAUAACGGAAACGGAGGUCACCACGACUUUGGUCACGGGUUCGACCACCACGAUGGCGGAAUCAUUGGAGGUCAUGACCACGACCUGUCCGUCGGUGGUUUCGGUAUUAGAGGAGGAUUCGUCGAUAAUCUCGGAGGCGGUUCCAUCUCGGGGUCUUUCGACGAUGCCACCAUUAUCAAUAAUGGUGGUUCUUUCAACAACAUCGGCGGUAAUUUCGAUGACACCACCAUCAUCAACGGAGGCGGAAACAUCAACAGCAUCAACGGAAACUUCGACGACAGCACCAUCAUCAACGGAGGCGGAAACUUGGGCGCCAUCAGCGGAUCUUUCGACGACACCACCAUCAUCGGAAACCCUGGCAGCAUUUCCGGAAACUUUGACGAUACCACCAUCAUUGGCGGAGGAGCCGGUGGGCCCAUCGGAGGAAUCAAUGCUGGAGUCGGCGUUGGAGGAUCCUUCGGCGCUCAGGUCUCUGUUGGAGCUAGCGCUGGAGCCAGCGUAAGCGGCGGAAUCGGUAGUGGAAUCGGUGGAAAGAGCGGAGGAUAUGAUGGAUACAUGAAGGGAUACGGAAAGGGAUACGGAAAGAUGGGAGGUGGAUACUACCGCAGACCCAUGGUCAUCUACAGGCCUAAAUUCGGAGGCUACAAGAAGCGUUCUUACGGCAGAUACGGAAAACGCUCAUACAAGAACAUGAGACCAAUUCCCAUCAAGAAGAUCAGAUACAUGAGGCCAGUCUUCUUCAAAAAAUUCAGAGGUUACGGUUACUAAACCACAAGAAUGUGUCCCGAUGCCAUCACCAUAGUCUUCAAAAUGAAGUCUUUGUUAUUUAUUAUUUGUUAAUAAAAAUGUGUCUAACGUA
This is a messenger RNA of Magallana angulata, 1649 nucleotides long. RefSeq lists its product as uncharacterized. NCBI's taxonomy places the organism in Eukaryota, Metazoa, Mollusca, Bivalvia, Ostreida, Ostreidae. The transcript is spliced from 3 exons. The coding region runs from base 443 to 1558 and encodes 371 amino acids. The record is from RefSeq and is a predicted model, not a curated record.